Molecule: messenger RNA, 1545 nt
Organism: Neoarthrinium moseri
Lineage: Eukaryota; Fungi; Ascomycota; Sordariomycetes; Amphisphaeriales; Apiosporaceae
Exons: 5
Coding region: 1-1545 (514 amino acids)
Biological process (GO): L-arabinose metabolic process; polysaccharide catabolic process
Molecular function (GO): alpha-L-arabinofuranosidase activity
Source: RefSeq, a predicted model, not a curated record
AUGACGACUCUCACGAUCCUCUCAGACGAGGAGGCCAAGGCCCCUCUCAUCUCCUUGAACCCCACCCACACAAUCGCCGAUAUCGACCCUUUGAUCUAUGGAGGUUUCACUGAGCACAUGGGUCGUUGCAUCUACGGCGGCAUCUAUGACCCGGAUAACAAGAACGGCCUGAUCGACGAGAAAGGGUACCGGAAGGAUGUAAUCGAGAGCUUUCACGAGCUGAAGGUUCCCGUGGUGCGGUACCCGGGCGGUAACUUUGUCGCAACUUACCGCUGGCAGGAUGGCAUUGGUCCCAGGGAGAACCGGCCCAAGAGGCCGGAGUUGGCGUGGAAUGGAAUCGAGUCAAACCAGUUUGGCACCGAUGAGUUCAUGGAGUGGUGCAAACUCGUGAAAACGGAGCCAUACCUCUGCCUGAACAUGGGUACUGGAACUCUUGAGGACGCACUGGCUUGGCUGGAGUACUGCAAUGGUGACAAGGACACUUACUAUGCCAACUUGAGAAGGAAGAACGGUCACGCGGAGCCGUAUAACGUGAAGUACUGGGCUCUGGGUAAUGAAGUCUGGGGUCCUUGGCAGGUUGAACAAAACCUCAAAGAGGAUUAUGCGAAGAAGGCUAUCCAGUGGGCCAAGGCUUUGAAACUUCUCGAUCCGUCCAUCAAGUUGAUUCUGUGUGGUCGUGACGGCUGCUCCGACUGGGACCGCUAUGUGCUGCAGGAGUGCUCACGCUACAUCGACAUGCACUCUAUCCAUUUUUACCAUGGCGACUCCAGUCACUAUCCUAACAUUUCAGGCCCCUAUGCCGCAGAACGUGCUAUUCAGAUCACUUCAGCGCUAAUCGACCUCGCCCGAUGCGAGAUCGAUCUGACUCCCUUCCCAGAUUUCAGCAAAAUCAGCACUGGGCCGCGAACUGCCCACAGGCCGACAAUUUGCUUCGAUGAAUGGAAUGUAUGGGACUCGGAAAGGGCACCUGGAGACAAAGGUGCCGAGGAGCUCUACAACCUGUCGGACGCGCUGGCUGUGGCCAUCUGGCUGAACAUCUUUAUUCGCAAUGCCAAGGAUCUCGGCAUGGCUACCAUAGCGCAGAGCGUCAACGUCAUCUCACCCUUGAUGACCUCGCCGACCGGCAUCUGCAAGCAAACUACCUACUGGCCUCUGCUUCUGUUCAUGAAGUACAUGCAUGGAAAGUCGGUCGCGGUCCAUGUUCGCACCGGGGCGUAUAAGGGCAAGACAAACCCAGAGUGGAUCGAGAGCACGUGCACUGUACCCAAACUCGACGUCAGCGCAGCCGUAAAUGGGGAGUGGAUGAAUGUUGCAGUGGUCAAUGUCGACGAAGAGAAUAGUUUUGAAACGGAACUGUCCGGUGUGGCACCAGCAUCCGGAGACAUACAGGUCUUCAAAGUCGGCGGUGAAAGCUACAGUUUGAAGGACGUUAAUAAGGAGGGCAAUGAGACCAUCAAGAUCAUGGAAACCAGAGUCAAGGGAGAGGAAACCAAGAAGUUCGUAUUCGAAAGGCACAGUUUCACUUUGUUGCGGUGGAAAGUCUGA